AUGGGCAUACCAUCGCCAGACCAACCAAAGACGCAUGGUCAACCAGCAUUCUCGGAACAUAUUUUAAGGGUUGAGCUUGUUGAUCCAGAUCAUAACCAUCUGAGCAUUAUCGACGUACCUGGCAUAUUCAGAACCCCGACGGAAGGGCUCACAACGAACGAGGAUAUUGAUUUAGUCAAGCGAAUGGUACGACGCUUCAUUCAGAACGAGAGAACAAUCAUUCUCGCGGUUAUCCCUGCAAAUGUCGAUAUUGCAACUCAAGAGAUUUUGAACAUGGCAAAAGACGUUGAUCCGCAAGGACAACGUACACUUGGCGUUCUUACGAAGCCUGACCUCGUUGACAGAGGAGCAGAGAGAGAUGUGUUGGAAUUGAUGCAUGGCAAGAAGCACAAGCUUAGGCUAGGGUAUUGCAUGGUCCGGAACCGAGGACAGCAGGAGAGAACAAUAUGCACGUCUGAGAGACACCAAAAAGAAUCUCUGUUCUUCAGCAGCGGACCUUUCUCCCUGGUCGCUAAAGAUCGAAUCGGUAUUCCAGCCCUUCACAAGCGACUUCGCGAUCUUCUACAAAACAUUACUCAACGGGAAUUUCCUCACGUCAAACGUGAGAUCUAUCACCGAAUGACGGCAUGUGAAGCAGAAUUGCGCAGCCUCGGUCCUAGUCGCGAAAAUGAUUACCAGCAGCGCCUAUAUCUGAUCAACAUGGCCGUGAAGUUUCAGACUGUCACCGGAUAUGCUCUGGACACUCGCUACGGGACGGAUGAUCUUUUCGAUAACGGAAUUACGCGGCUCGCUACCAUCAUAGUGACACUAAAUGAUCACUUUUCAGAAGCGGUACGGAAAAAUGGAUGCACAGUUGAUUUCGAUAGCCACGCAACCCAGCUCUUGAAUUUGGGUGUGCCGCAUCAGCCCAAGAGCUCAACCAAAAAUCGUGCAUCGAAGUCGAAGAGUUCAGGGCUCCCUGCUCAAACACAGUCCACCUCGUGGUUUCCUGACGCUUCCUCCGGGAAAACAGCGACUGGGUUCUUCAACGUCAACGAUUAUCCGGAGCUAGAGGAUGUACUUUAUGAUUCUCGGCCAGGAGAGCCUGAAAUCACCGAAGAAAUAUUGAGUUGGAUUGAGGGAAUCUACAAAUCCUCAAGAGGAUUCGAGCUGGGAACCUUUGAUCCAUCAAUCUCCCCUUUACUCUUCAAGCAACAAACCAUCAAUUGGGAACACCUAGCUAUGGAUUACAUCUGCGAUGUGAUUCUGCAUAUCCAUGGGUUCUGCGAUCGACUCCUUGCUCACAUAUGUAUGGAAGAACGCACGAGGAAUAGUCUGUGGGCGGUUUUAAUUGAAGAUAUGAUUCCGAUUUACAAGAAGGCCAUAGAUCAGGUCAAGUUCAUCAUCCGAACUGAACGCGAAGGAAACCUGAUAACGACAAACCACUACUUCAGCGAGAACCUGGAGAAGGCUCGAGCGGAGAGGUUGAAGAAAGCAUCAGAGGAGGCGCCCCAGAUUGCAGCGACGUUCGGGUUGGUCAAUCUAGAGAAUGUGACAACAACAGACCAUCUCGAACGCAUUUCGGGAAUAAGCAACCUAAAGCACACCGUACAGGAUAUACACGACAUUCUCAAGGCAUACUACACAGUUGCCCGGAAACGCUUUGUAGACAACGUAUGCAUGCAAGCUACAGACUACCAUCUUGUAUCCGGACCUGAGACGCCGCUCAAGGUUUUCUCUCCUACUUUUGUUGGUAAUUUGACAUCUGAUCAGCUUGAAGCAAUUGCGGGGGAGGACGGUACCUCUAUUAAGCGGCGCAGGGAACUCCAUAAGCAGAUGGAAAGUCUGCGCGAUGGAGUAAAAGUUUUAGCAACUUGCUAG
This is a messenger RNA of Alternaria arborescens, 1860 nucleotides long. RefSeq lists its product as hypothetical. Gene Ontology annotation, cellular component: microtubule; cytoplasm; membrane. The record is from RefSeq and is a predicted model, not a curated record. The transcript has a single exon. Gene Ontology annotation, molecular function: GTPase activity; GTP binding; microtubule binding. Lineage: Eukaryota; Fungi; Ascomycota; Dothideomycetes; Pleosporales; Pleosporaceae. The coding region runs from base 1 to 1860 and encodes 619 amino acids.